AUGCACGCCACCGCGAUUCUAUCGGCGACCACCGCGCACGUUACACACGUGUGCAACACCCGCGAUCCUACCGGAAACGCCCGUCGCGCCCCAGCCUCCCUUCGGAGGGCACGCGUCGGCGCUCCCCGAAUCGCAAGACUCGGCGCCCGAAGCGUCCGUGGUGCCAUGGUGGACGACGACCCUCCCGAGCUCCCAGAUUACGAUGUCGUCACCCUCGGCCCCCUCGAGGUAUCUGCGAUCGCACUCAGCGCGCGCGACUGGAAGGGAGGCAGCGACGACGCCAACUGCUACGUCGCCGCCGUAGAUCGAGGCUACCUGCUCAUCGCGGCUCACGAACCCUCCGAGCUCAAGCUCAUGAAGGAGUACCAGGGAUACUGGGCGAUGUCCGAGGCGGCGACGCUCCCCGGCGUCCGCGCGCCCGUCGUCUACUCCAUCGUGGACGUCGAUGCCGCGGGCGGGUCGGUCAAGGACGCCGCGCGGGCGCUCGUCGCGGAAGCGGGCGGCGUCGAACCGGACGUCCUGUGCGUCGCGUCCGAAACAGCCGACGUCGAGGCGCUCGCAAACUCGGUCAAGGUGGCGUGGGAGCUCGGCGCGUGCCCGGGGAUGGUGGCCGUCGACGGCUUCGACGCGGCGCGCCUCGAGAAGUUCGUAGAGGCGCUGUCGGACACGCCGGGCGUACACGUGGCGUUCAACCGCGUGGUGUACUCGCUCGCGGAUCGAACGGCGGAGAAGAACGGCGUGUUGGCGACGUGCAAGAGGCUGGGCGUCGGCAUCGUCGCCGCGUCGCCGCUCGGGGAGGGAUCGAGGGUGACGAACACCACGCACGGGGAGUGCGACCAGGCGCUCGUGAGGCUGCUCGCGUUCCUGGGCGCGAUGGUCGGCGGCGGGGUGCAGCAGUCGCCGCUGCAGGUUGCGCUCAACUACGUGAUGAGCAAGGGAGCGGUGCCCGAGGUGGAGACCCGGAUGGGAAGCGUGGCGUGGGAAUGCGGCGGUUCGAUGCUGUGGCGAUUAGACGAGAACGCGGUGGGGAUCCUAGACGAGAGGUGCGAGGCUGUGGAGAAAGGGGAGACGGGAGACGGCGGGGGACCCGCUUUGGCGUGA
Micromonas commoda is the source of this 1101-nucleotide messenger RNA. RefSeq lists its product with no specific name. Bases 1 to 1101 code for a protein of 366 amino acids. The transcript has a single exon. NCBI's taxonomy places the organism in Eukaryota, Viridiplantae, Chlorophyta, Mamiellophyceae, Mamiellales, Mamiellaceae. The record is from RefSeq and is a predicted model, not a curated record.